This is a messenger RNA of Blastomyces dermatitidis ER-3, 2340 nucleotides long. Its product is annotated as glucose-repressible alcohol dehydrogenase transcriptional effector. The record is from RefSeq and is a predicted model, not a curated record. Gene Ontology annotation, cellular component: CCR4-NOT complex; cytoplasm; nucleus. Gene Ontology annotation, molecular function: poly(A)-specific ribonuclease activity; protein binding. The coding region runs from base 1 to 2340 and encodes 779 amino acids. Lineage: Eukaryota; Fungi; Ascomycota; Eurotiomycetes; Onygenales; Ajellomycetaceae. Gene Ontology annotation, biological process: nuclear-transcribed mRNA poly(A) tail shortening. The transcript is spliced from 2 exons.
AUGGCAGAUGGUACCUACCGGUUCCAGCAGCCUGUGGCAGGGCAGUUCUACUUCCAGCAACAAACACAGCAGCACAACCAUACCAACGCACACCAAAGACACCUCGUCCGAAACGGAACCGGAUCUCCAACUGGGAGACUAAAAUUCAAUACCGACACACCUUCCCCGUCUCGCUCCCCUCCGCUCAACCAGUCACCCAGUCAUAACCCUUACAAUAUGUAUUCACAAGGGCAGCAUGUGAUGAUGAAUGGCGGGCAAACUCACCAGAGAUUUGGAAUGCCAAUGCAGAAAUUCCAACACCCAAGCCAUCACCCGCAUCAUGCCCAACAGCACCCCCACCACCAGCAUCCUCACUCUCAGACUACUCACUCUGCUAUCGGCCAUCAGCAUAACUUCUCAUCCGGAACCCUGUCAAGCACGGCCCCCCACUUUACUCCGACCCACAUUCCAAACGGUACUACAACCAACGUGGAUGAAGAAGUAGAAGAACCCAUGAAUGAACACUGGCAGCAGCAGCUACAACUUGCCGCAGAGUCGAGACAAGCAAACUCCCCUCACUAUUACGCACGGGCCGUUGCUCAACAGACGAAGGGCAUACAGCUCACAACAAACCAAGCCGAGACUAAUGAAAACGACGCCGAAGAACGCAAUCGUGCCAAAACAAGCAAAGGCACCCCUGGAAGACAAGAUUGGAUGGCUCUUGAUUUUGGUGGACAAGGUCUCCGAGCAAUCUCUCCUGCACUUUUCAACUACACUUUCCUGGAAAAACUUUAUCUCAAUCACAAUAAAUUGAAGACCCUUCCGCCAACCAUCGGCCAGCUGAAAAGCCUCACUCACCUGGACGUAUCCGGAAAUGAGCUAACGGAACUCCCUGAAGAAAUUGGCAUGCUCAUUAACCUCAAGAAGCUGUUGCUAUUCGACAAUAAUCUCCAUUCGCUUCCAUACGAAAUGGGCUAUCUAUAUCAGCUUGAUACCCUAGGUAUAGAAGGAAACCCCUUGAACGAUGUGUUUAAAUCACGUAUUAUGCAGGAAGGCACAAAGGCGCUCAUUACGUACCUUAAAGAGGAGAUGCCGGUUCAUUUGCCUCCUUCAGAACGGGAUUGGGUUGUCCUGGAUGAUUCGAGCAGAAACCCUUCUAAGCGUCAAAUCGACAAGUUUACUGCCCUUUCUUACAAUACACUCUGUGAUAGAUCAGCAACCCAUCAACAACAUGGCUACGCGCCCUCUCGAGCGCUGGCUUGGGAAUAUCGCAGGGACCUCAUUCUAAACGAAAUAAAAGGGUACAAUGCCGAUAUUGUGUGUUUGCAGGAAAUCGACCAAGGCAGCUACCAUGGCUUCUUCAGAGAACAACUUGCGUACAACGACUACAAGGGAGUUUACUGGCCAAAAGGAAGGGCGCAAGGCAUGCCCGAAGAGGAAGCCAAGGUCGUCGACGGCUGCGCAACGUUCUUCAAAGGCAGCAAAUACAUUCUUCUCGAGAAGAAUAUGAUCCAUUUCGGCCAAACUGCAGUCCGCAGGCCUGACGCCAAAGGCCAGGAUGACAUCUAUAACCGAUUAUGGCAGAAGGACAAUAUUGCUGUGGUCACAUACUUGGAGAAUCGAUUGUCCGGAGAGCGGUUGAUAGUUGUGAACGUUCACCUCUACUGGGACCCAGCAUACAAGGACGUGAAGCUUAUCCAGGCAGCAAUUUUGAUGGAAGAGGUAACACAGCUUGCUGAAAAGUAUUCCAAGAUCCCCGCUUGCACAGAUAAAACUGCAUUCCGAUUCUCCGAGCCGGAAAAUUCGGCCGAUGGUGAUGGCACUGCUACGCCCGUAGAACCAGCGCCUUCAGUCGAAUAUAGCAGCGGCUCUCAGAUCCCCCUUAUCAUAUGCGGCGACUUUAAUUCCUACCCUGGAUCUGCCGUGUACGAGCUAAUGAGCCGCGGCCAUUUGAUCGAAGACCAUCCGGAUCUUGAGAAGCGUCUCUAUGGUAACCUCAGUCGCCGCGGCAUGUCCUACCCAUUCAACUUGAAAUCCGCUUAUGGCGCUAUUGGAGAACUUGACUUCACCAAUUAUACCCCCGACUUCGCUGAUGUGAUCGACUAUAUCUGGUAUACUUCGAAUGCUCUCCAGGUAACUGGAUUGCUUGGCGCUGUGGAUAAGUCGUAUCUGCAACGAGUUCCUGGAUUCCCUAACUACCAUUUCCCUAGUGAUCAUCUUGCCCUAAUGGCCGAGUUUUCUUUCAAAAGUAAAAAGGGGAAGGUUGUUGAAGUAGAUUUCGGGCCGCAGCGGGAUAGGGAUAGGGAUCGGGAUCGGGAUAAGAAUCGGGAUCGGGACAGAGAUCGGGAUAGGGCGACUUGA